GUAGGCUGGCCCUGCAUAAACAUAUUGAAUACAUUCAGGGAAUGAGAGAAAAUAAUGUGCACUCAGAAAAGCUAUCACGAACCAGAGAAAAGGUUGAGAUUUCAGCUUGUUUGGGAUGUGCACUUGACCUUCAAGCUCAGCGACAGCACCAGUCUGCUCUGUGAGGAGCAUGUGGGGAAGGACGCAGGGCAGCCAUACUUUGGGGAAACAGCGAAGGGUCAGAAAGAGAACAGAAAAGGAGUGCAGGAAGAGACGGAGAGAGAAAAAAGAGUGCAGGAACAGAGGAAAGAGAUUGAGGAAAAAGUGGCGGAGCAGCAACUGCAGGUGGUGGCAGCGAGCAAUGAGAGAAAGAGGGAAGGCGAGGACCUUGACGGAGGAAAGCCAUCGUCGUUCUUCUCUUUGGAAGAUGAGGAGGAGCCAGACGUGCCGCGGGCGGAGUCAGGCUGCCCCAUCGGCCUGCUGGCGGUGUGUGAUCAGGAGGAGUUCUUCAGCUCCGGCCUGCCCACGGACAGCUCCAGCCCGGUCGCCCCGCCCUUUUGCCCCAUGCGGAUUCAGCAGCCCCGCCCGCAGAAGAGGCCCCAUAGCGGCAGCCCUACCUCCGAAGCCCCGCCCCUGUUGCCCCUGGAGUCCACAGAGCCCAACCCCCCCGCGAAGCUGCCGCCCAAGGUGGUGAGUCUGGGGGACUUCCCGCCCUUGCAGGUGAAGUUCACUCAGGUGUACACCACGCGGCGGUACACGCGCUACACCGCCCGCGGGCAGGGCGCCUUCCUGCAGUACCCCGGGGUCGGGGAGGGCAGCGAGGCCCUGAGGCUGGAGGAGCCCGCAGACCCGGCCCUCAUGCCCCCCAAGCCGAAGAAGAAGAUGCGCACCCUCUACACCACUGAUCAGCUGGAGGAGCUGGAGCGCUUGUUUCAGGACGAUCACUACCCAGACAGCGACAAGCGAAAAGAGAUAGCGGUCGCCAUUGGCGUCACGCCCCAGAGAAUCAUGGUGUGGUUCCAGAACCGGAGGGCGAAGUGGCGUAAAGUGGAGAAGACGAGCGGGAGGCAGGAGCGGAGGCAGAGCCAGGAGGGGCGUGGCCACCUGCAGAUCUGUGCCCCUCAGGCGAGGGGGGGUCUUCCCACAGUGCAAGCAUCUCGUCUGACCCCACAGACCAGCCAGGCCCUGCCCCACUAUAACACCAUCCUGCCCAACUGCCCCAGCCCCACUGGUGUGGCGGUGGGAGGGGACGUUGGGCAGCAGUCCCUGACGGCCACAGGUCCUCCCGGGCCAGCAGUGGAUCACCUGCCCCCUGUGAUGCUGAGCCCGCCCCCCCUGCGACGGGCCAGUCUGCCCCUGCUGACCUCCUACAACCCCCCCAACCACCUGGCCCCUCUCCUCCUGGACACGCCCGACAGCAGCUUCACCACGCCCCAUCCAGACAGCGCUGGCAAGGAGAGCCAGGGGACCUCCAGCUCCCUGUUUGACUACAGCGAGACCAUGGGAAACACGGUGAAGGUGGACACGCAGCACUAUCUCCACAGUGGCCACCAGGGCGGCGCUCUGUCGUACCAGCUCAACCCGUACCCUCAGCAGCACAGCAGCCUCCUGCCGGCCUCCAGCCUGGGCCAGUACUCCCGCCUCUCCUACCUGGCCCCCUCCUCCAGCCUGGCGCCCACCCCGCCGGACAGCAACCCGCCCUCGUACCUGACGUUUGGGACGGGGGGCAGCGCAGGGGUGGUGACCUACACAGCCGGGGGACAGGCCUACUUCCAGUCCCAGAGCGGGAGCCAGUUCCUCCUGCAGUCAGGCGUGCACGGUGGGAUCAGCGCAUUUCAGGCCUGCCCGUGGAGCGACGUGUACGGCCAGACGAGCCAGUUCCCCCCCACGGUGUACCACCGCGCCCAGUACGCGCCUGGCGGAGCUGCAGGCCUGGCCUCCGCCCAGCACUACAUCCAGAUGCAGAGGCCAGGGGCCGGACCGGGUCAGACCGUGUUCCAGCCCGUUCAGAGGGGGCCUGUGGGCCCCGUGGCCUCCUUACAGCUCCCUCCGACCUCCACUCUGCGCCCCCAGUACCAGAACCCGGAGAGGGCCGACCGGACCCUACAGAGCACCAAGAUGGGGCACGACCCUGCUGGCGUCGCGGUGAAAUCGGAGUACGACCCGACACCCGAGCCCAAUCAGAGCCAGCCGCCAGACCCCCGGACCACAGAGUCUGACACAGCCUUCAGCUGCGACUUCUCCCCCAUCAACUUCUGACUGUCCCAGGUACACGGGCGUGUCUGUGGCCGAUCCCCCCGCCCCGCACCAUUGGGGAUUUAGUUGAGGUUUUGCACUGAAUAAGUUGAAUAUUGUCCUAACGAAUGUUAAUAUAAGUUACUAGUUCAGUGUCUGUCAUGCCCUAGGUUCUUUUUGCAACAUUCUGUGCAUUAAUUAAAAGAGUUUAAAAGUAUUUGGGACAAACACUAAAUAAAAGUAUUUGUGUGAUCAACA
Anguilla anguilla (European eel) is the source of this 2472-nucleotide messenger RNA. RefSeq lists its product as uncharacterized. Lineage: Eukaryota; Metazoa; Chordata; Actinopteri; Anguilliformes; Anguillidae. Bases 55 to 2238 code for a protein of 727 amino acids. The record is from RefSeq and is a predicted model, not a curated record. The transcript has 8 exons. Gene Ontology annotation, biological process: regulation of transcription by RNA polymerase II. Gene Ontology annotation, molecular function: RNA polymerase II cis-regulatory region sequence-specific DNA binding; DNA-binding transcription factor activity, RNA polymerase II-specific.